ACGUCAACGCUCUCAGUCUUCCGAUAUUCUGACGAUUUCUAGAUUGUUUGGUGCCCACCGUCUUGUGACCUUUAAAUCUGUCUGAAUAUUUGAUACAAUAUUUUUUCGUUUGGGCUUGCCCCGAAACCAGUACACGGUUCAUAAUAUUUUGUGAUUCAUUUUUUAAGUCGUGUUUGAACGUGCUUGUCCAGUGUACAACAUGGCGCAGAAGACCAACUCCUUUUUCACUGGUCUGGAGGAUUCCUUUCGGGAUCUGUCUUUCGACUCGCCUUCCUCCAUCGCUUCGUUCCCUCCUGGCCAGUUCUCCGCCGCAGCAUUCUCUGGAAUUCGGAACAUGGGUCAAUCCGUCUCCCAGUCCGACGAUGGAACGUGGCGUGCCCGUGUCACCUCCUCCGCUGACUCCGCUGGGACGCUUCUACAGUGGAUCUCCCGACAGCUCCCGUGCAGCUCGAAUGGCCAUCCUGCGGGAUUCAGGGAAUAGUUAUGUGGUCUGGAGCGGGACGCUGCCACCGCGAAACUGUCGCACAAACUCGCCGUUCUCCUGCAAGGUAUUUUUGGGUGGUGUGCCGUGGGACAUCACGGAAACGGACCUGCGGAAAACGUUCGGAGUUUGUGGUCCACUGCGCGAGGAAUGGCCGGGUGUGUACGAUCACUCCUCAACGCAACAUCCAAAGGGACACCUGUACCUGCUGUUUGAAGACGAGCGCUGGGUGAUGAAGCUGUUGGGCCGCUGCUCCUACGACGGGCAUCACAACCAGAACAACUGGUUCUACCGCGUGGCCAGUCGACGAAUGCUGGGCAAAUCGGCGCAGGUCAUCCCGUGGCAGCUGGCCGAUGCCACCUACGCGCUGCACGGAUACGUCCCCACUCCGGGCACACCCUACCGCAUCUUCGUGGCGAAUCUGCACGGGAUGAUCACGGCGGAGGGGCUGGGGCGGAUCAUGAACGAUUUGUUCGGCGGCGUCAUCCCCGCCACACUGGACACUGAUAAGACAAAGUACCCGAUCGGACCGGGCCGCGUCACCUUCAACAACCCGACCAGCCACCUGAAAGCCAUCACCACGGAGACGGUGGAGAUCCGGACGGCCAAGUUCACCCGCCAGAUCAAGAUCGACCCCUUCCUGGAGGACGCUGUGUGCAGCGCGGGAUUCUUGUCCCAGUAUCCGGCGAUUGACGGGAGCAGCGGAUAUGGUCAUUACAACAGCCACGGCGAUGUAUACCGCAGCGGCGGUUGCGGAACUGCAAGUGUGGCUGCGGGGUCCGGUCAGUGCUUGGUUGUCGUCGGUAGCGGUGGGUGUGGGGGUGAAGCGCGCCGCGAAGGACUGUUGCCGGCAGGUGGCGACGGACAGGGCGCAGGACACCCUGAAGGUGGAAAUGGAAGCAGUGGUGGCCAAGCAGCGGAGGAGCAGCGACCGCGCCGUAUGCGUUUCCAACUGCACCGCACGCUGGCGUACCUGAAUUUUCCGCUGGACAAUGUGAACUGGAAUUCCGACCCGCGGCCCGAUGCCCAGUCCAUCCUUGAGCGAUUGGAUGCGACGACCUUUCAGAACGCAAUCGACACACAGAUCGACCCGGAAUACGUUGCCGGGGACGGACCCCUUGGGGUGGACUUCAUUUUUUUUCGCCUGUUGCCGGGAAUGAGCAACAGCGCUUCCGGCCGCAUCCGGGGAUAUCUUGCCAUUUACCCAACGGAAGACUAUGGGAUCGACGUUGGAUGUGAGGACGUGCCGGAAUGAAUUUUGAUCGUGUUGCUAGUGCCGCGCUUGUAGUUCUGAGUUUAGUUGUGUUGCUACUUCCGUAUAGCAUGUUAAUAAAACAUUAAUUGUC
Messenger RNA from Paramacrobiotus metropolitanus, 1827 nucleotides. RefSeq names its product cytoplasmic polyadenylation element-binding protein 3-like. Gene Ontology annotation, molecular function: mRNA regulatory element binding translation repressor activity; translation factor activity, RNA binding; mRNA 3'-UTR binding. Gene Ontology annotation, biological process: negative regulation of cytoplasmic translation. The record is from RefSeq and is a predicted model, not a curated record. The transcript is spliced from 6 exons. Gene Ontology annotation, cellular component: synapse; neuron projection; cytoplasm. NCBI's taxonomy places the organism in Eukaryota, Metazoa, Tardigrada, Eutardigrada, Parachela, Macrobiotidae. Bases 363 to 1736 code for a protein of 457 amino acids.